Molecule: messenger RNA, 2579 nt
Organism: Elgaria multicarinata webbii
Lineage: Eukaryota; Metazoa; Chordata; Lepidosauria; Squamata; Anguidae
Product: solute carrier family 2, facilitated glucose transporter member 5-like
Exons: 13
Coding region: 138-1694 (518 amino acids)
Biological process (GO): monosaccharide transmembrane transport
Cellular component (GO): plasma membrane
Molecular function (GO): hexose transmembrane transporter activity
Source: RefSeq, a predicted model, not a curated record
GUUUGGCUCACAGAUCCCGGGCCUUGGAUGGAGAAGGGGCAAGCAGAGCCAUACGGCCAGCACGAGAGAGGCAGGGUGUUCUCCGUCCGUCGCUACAGACAGAGCUGCUCUGAGAUCUGCAAGCAUAACCUUUUACAAUGGGGCCCCAGGAAAAUCAAAAAGGCCAGGAAAACUGCGAAGUCAAGAAGGGGAAAAUGACCCUCGUGCUUGCCCUGGUGAUGCUGGUCGCUGCCUUUGGGUCAUCUUUCCAAUAUGGGUACAACGUCUCCGUGAUCAAUUCCCCGGCUCCGUUCAUGCAAGAUUUUUACAACGAAACGUACCACGGAAGGGAGGGGGAAUUCAUGGACGGCAACUUAAUGACGGCCCUCUGGUCUCUCACGGUGUCUUUCUUCCCACUUGGAGGGCUCUUUGGGUCACUUAUGGUCGGCCCCAUGGUGAACAAGUGUGGCAGAAAGGGCACCUUACUGAUCAACAACGUCUUCUCCAUCAUCCCUGCCAUCCUCAUGGGCAGCUCCAAAGUGGCGAAGACCUUCGAAGUGAUCGUCGUUUGCCGUAUCCUCAUCGGAAUAUGUGCAGGCCUGUCUUCCAACGUUGUCCCCAUGUACCUUGGGGAGAUGUCUCCCAAAAACCUACGGGGUGCUGUAGGGGUGGUGCCUCAGCUCUUCAUCACCAUCGGCAUUUUGGCUGCUCAAAUUCUGGGCAUGCGGAUGAUCCUAGGAAGCGCUGAAGGCUGGCCCAUACUAAUGGGUCUAACUGGAGUCCCCGCAGCCUUGCAGCUAAUCCUGCUGCCUCUUUUCCCUGAGAGUCCCAGGUACCUCCUGAUCCAGAAGGGCGAUGAACAGAGCGCCAGGGCAGCUCUGAAGAGGCUGAGAGGCAGAGACGAUGUGGAAGAUGAGUUAGAAGAAAUGCGGCAGGAAGACCUAGCGGAGAAAGCCGAAGGGCGGAUGUCCGUCUUGACUCUUUUCACCUACCGAGGACUCCGAUGGCAGCUGAUCUCCAUCAUCGUGAUGAUGAUGGGACAGCAGCUCUCUGGCGUUAACGCGGUCUACUACUAUGCCGACAGAAUCUAUGAGAACGCUGGAGUGCAGAAGGACCAUGUGCAGUUCGUCACCGUGGGGACUGGAGCAGUCAACGUUGUCAUGACUUUGUUAGCGGUUUUCAUUGUCGAGUCUCUGGGACGAAGAAUUUUGCUUCUGGCUGGUUUUGGGAUGUGCUGUAUUGCUUGUGCUAUAUUGACCAUAGCACUGAAUCUUAAGACCAUCUCGUGGAUGCCUUACAUCAGCAUUGCCUGCGUCUUCUCUUACGUCAUCGGGCACGCCGUCGGAGCAAGCGCCAUUCCAAGUGUGAUGAUCAUAGAGAUGUUCCUCCAGUCAUCCCGGCCGGCCGCGUUCAUGGUGGGAGGAUCAGUUCACUGGCUUUCAAACUUCACUGUGGGGCUGGUCUUCACUUACAUGGAGCAAGGGCUCGGUCCCUAUUGCUUCCUGAUUUUCUGCGGCAUUUGCUUCGCCACUGUCGUUUACAUCUUCCUCAUCGUCCCCGAGACGAAGAACAAAACCUUCAUGGAAAUCAACCAGAUCAUGGCCAAGAGAAACGGCAUGGACGUGCAGGCUGACAAGGAGGAGCUGAGGGAUUUCACCACCGUUUCAGUGCCGUACAACAAGAAAGCAGAGGCCGAGAGAAACAGCGCGCUUUAAGAUGGCGCCAGUCUUGCCCGGGGUUUGCUGAAGUCCACUUUUCCAUUGGGUUUGGGACCAAGCGGACUUUGGCAGUCCUCCGCAUUUCCCCCCGACGAUGUCGUAGGUUAGGUAUCAAUCGCGUUCUGAAGAACAACUGUGGAACUCAUCACCACCAUCUCUUGAAAUGUUGCUCUCUAAAUACUGGAGCAGUGGGGUAUUGAGAGAAUGGCCCCACUAGUAUCUGUGCGCUGGAUUCCUCUUAAGUACGGUCGUAUGGUACUUACCUCAUCUGGAGCCAAUAUCCUCUUUGGAAAAUACUACCCCAAGACCCUUGAUACGUCAGCAAAGGACAUCGCUUUCCUUAUAUUUAAGCCACGUUGCCUACGCUUGGAUGUAAAGUACUGUGAAUUAGUGGGAUUAUCUGAUGCAUUGCUUGAGGGAACACUCCAGAUCAUUUCUUCUCACAGAACAUUGAGAUAUCUCCCAUUAGAGAAACCUCGUAAGGCAAUGCCUGUCGCUGGUGUGGAAAUCUGAGCCCGUGUUAAACCUUGAGAUGUGAAGGAUAAUUUAGGGAGGAUGCCUGUGUUGAAAAAGCGUUUAACUAAGUAGAAUGGGAGCAAUGAGUGGGCAACCGGUUCUCGUGCCCUGUAGAAAUUGGGGCCUUAAGGACUUAGGGUGGUGUAUUAUACCCCCAGCACAACAAAGAAAGUGAAUCGGCAAUAUAAGUUGAAGGACAUUUCCCCCCGGGCCAAGGCAUUUGCUACCUCCGUUAGGGUGUGUGUGACCAUAUUUGAGUUCCACCACAAAAAGCGCCAUCAAUGGAAAAGAGCUGGUCAUCCUUGGAGCAUUAAAAAAAAAAAAACCUCCCAAACAUCAAACUUGAUGGAGUUGCUAACAAGAUCU